AUGAAAAUACAGCCCAUUAAUUGGUUCGAAGGUGGCUCUGGGAGUGUCUUCAGCGUCAAGUUAGAAGGCUGCCUCAUCAGGGUAAUCGCCCUGGAGGUUCUUCUACUCUCAGUUACACUGAGAGGUCUAACUAAGUGCAGCAAAGACUACACUGCGGGCUGGGUGUUCCGGGACAAGCGCAUGGCCCAGCGUGUGGCGGCCAGUCUGCACAACGCACCAAUGGGCGCCCAAAGGCAAAGCCCCUUUGGCUACGAAUGGAACCUCAAGUACCUGCACCGUUUCACGUGGUCCCAUCUCAGCGAACACCUAGCCUUUGAAUGGCAGGUGCACCGCCAGCACUUAAGGGCCGAGGUCGCCCAGGCCAAACGUGAAACAGACUUUUAUCUUAGAAAUGUGGAGUGAGGGAAGCACUUCCUUGUGGCUGAUGGGAACCCAGGCUUCCCCAACAGCUCCUGGCCUUUUUUUUUUGCCCGGCACCCCACCGAACAAGAGUUUAGGGCCCCAGGAAGUCAGCCCAAGCCAGGGGGUCCAGAACGGGCUUGUCUGGCUCUUGCUGUUCAGGACCAAGCAUGCUCCAACCGAGGGCUCCUUGCUAGGAUCUUUGGAGCUCCACAGUCCGCAGAUGGCACAGACGGGCCCUCUGCGGCCAGGGACUCAUGA
Molecule: messenger RNA, 660 nt
Organism: Echinops telfairi (small Madagascar hedgehog)
Lineage: Eukaryota; Metazoa; Chordata; Mammalia; Afrosoricida; Tenrecidae
Gene: ABT1
Product: activator of basal transcription 1
Biological process (GO): endonucleolytic cleavage to generate mature 5'-end of SSU-rRNA from (SSU-rRNA, 5.8S rRNA, LSU-rRNA); small-subunit processome assembly; endonucleolytic cleavage in ITS1 to separate SSU-rRNA from 5.8S rRNA and LSU-rRNA from tricistronic rRNA transcript (SSU-rRNA, 5.8S rRNA, LSU-rRNA)
Cellular component (GO): nucleolus
Molecular function (GO): RNA binding
Source: RefSeq, a predicted model, not a curated record